Molecule: messenger RNA, 2000 nt
Organism: Physcomitrium patens
Lineage: Eukaryota; Viridiplantae; Streptophyta; Bryopsida; Funariales; Funariaceae
Product: 3-dehydrosphinganine reductase TSC10A
Biological process (GO): sphingolipid biosynthetic process
Cellular component (GO): endoplasmic reticulum membrane
Molecular function (GO): 3-dehydrosphinganine reductase activity
Source: RefSeq, a predicted model, not a curated record
UUGGUUUACUUGGACUUGCCAUGUUUUUACGAGGUUUUGAAGCAUGGAAUGAACAGUGUCGUCGCCAUAUCUAAAUGCGCUGGAGGCAAGCAAGCUAUGGCGGGAUAAGGUUUGAUUCCAAUUCUGCCAAGGAAUCGAAACGGAAUGGAUUGUGGAGCGAUGUGGUAGCAGCGGCAACUCGUGCAGUGAACAGGAGCGAGGAGGAGGAGGAGGUAAUGGAUUUCAGAGGUCUUCAAGGUCGAGGGGUGAUGGCCGCAGAAGCAGUCUCUCGCGUGGCAGCUCUGGAGGUGCAUUCGUGACGGUAGGGACUACCACCAUUCGGAACGUGACCUCCACACUUUGAAGAAACCAUUAGCACUCAUCAAAUCUCUUGGUUAAGCCCCUUCAUUGUAUCGUGCUCCUCUUGCAUGUGCGUUAACGCGAUUCCUGGUUGCGGAACACGCCGGCGGCCUCUGCUCCGAGUAGGACGCAUUGGAAGUAGGACGCAUUGGAAGCUGUUACUAUUGUAUCCUUGGGGCGAAAUGUCGUGGACGGCAUGGGGUGUGCCGGUGAUGGUGAUCGGCGUGCUCGCUUUGGCCAUCGCAGCGCUCUUGGCGUAUCUAAGUUGGUCUUCUUUGAAACUGGUCUCCAUUCCCCUCAAGGGAAGGCACGUGGUCAUCACAGGUGGCUCUAGUGGAAUCGGUUUGGAAGUUGCGAAGUUGGCAGCUGCUGAGGGCGCGCGGAUAUCGCUCGUAGCAAGGGACUUGAGUAAACUUGCCGAUGCGAAAAGCAUUGUCACUGAGUACUGUCGUCAGAAUCUCCAAGGUGAAGAGAAGAUCAAUACGUACAGUGCCGACGUCAAAAGUUUUGAAAGCACAAGGUUGGCCAUUGCGGCUGCGGUUGGUCACUCUGGCCCAAUUGAGGUGUUGUUACUUAGUCAUGGAGUCUCUAGAGUCCUUACAUUUGAUGACUCAACUAUUGAGGACUUUGAUCACAUCCUUGACACUAAUUUGAAGGGAAACAUUCACACUAUUAAGGCUGCUCUACCCCAUAUCAAAUCCAGCAAGGCAGUUCCGGCAGCAAUAUCUAUUUUCUCUUCUCAAGCUGGUCUGGUUGGAGUAUAUGGUUAUGCAGCUUAUUCUGCCAGUAAGUUUGCACUGCGGGGCCUGGCGGAGUGUCUGCAACAAGAGCUUGUGGAUCGUAAUAUUCGCUUGUCUCUCGUGUACCCUCCCGACACCAUGACUCCAGGCUACAUGGAAGAUCAGAAGACCAUGCCAGAGAUAACAAGGAUAUUAUCACAGGCAACAACGCCAAUGGAUCCCGUUUCCGUUGCUCGUUCCGCAUUAACAGGUUUGAAGGCUGGCCACUUCCACAUUGAUUGCAACUUCGAAGGAGCUGCUUUGAGUCUUGUAUGUGCAGGAAUGUCUCCACAGCCUUCGUUUUUGAGAGCCUUGACAGAGAUUUUGUCCAUGGGAAUACUUCGUGUUGUUGCACUCUUCGUCCAGAAGAGUUGGUAUGAUACCAUUCUUCAAGCAAAACAGAAGGAAUGUCAACCCAAGAAGACACAGUAGGCAUGUUGGAGCUGGGCAAGUGUAUCUAUUUUAGUUCUCGUUCUCUUUCGCCUUGUGUGGUAUUGUCCCCGAUUUUCACAACUUAUACGGUUUAUUAACUGUAAAGUUUUCGGGUGUUGCAUUCUUCCAGCAAUGAGGUUAGCAAUAGAUGUUCACAUCGUAGAAGUAGGCAGGGGGAUUAAAGGAGAAAGUGGUUCACCAGAUUCGCAGAUUUUAUCUGGACAGCACGAACAGUGCACCAGCAGACCUAAAUUGUACUCACUGUUUAGUUUAAUCCCGUUUGCUUCUCGAACCAUUAGUUCUGAUAUAUUGAGUACCGAUUCAAAGUGAAGCGAGACUGCGGUGCUCUGGCUGUGAAUCGUCUUCGUACGAUCAUCAAAAAGAAUGUUCAAACGAUGUCACGGAUAUUCCUAUAAAUCCAAGUGAUAUUCCAAGGCUACAUUUGGGUGA